UAUAAAUAAUUCAUGCAACGCAGGCUGCACCAUACAGAAUAGCUGAUUAGAAAAUGGCACUCGCGCAUUUUGUUCUCAUUCAUACCAUAUGCCAUGGUGCUUGGGUUUGGUACAAACUCGUACCAUUGCUGGAGGCUGCUGGCCACAACGUAACAACACUGGACCUCGCAGCCAGUGGUAUUGACCAAAGACAAAUUGAGCAGAUUGGCUCGUUUGAUGACUACUCUGAACCCUUGUUGACGUAUAUGGCUUCAAUCCCCAAAGGAAAAAAGGUUAUACUUGUUGGCGAGAGCUGUGGAGGACUCAAUAUUGCUAUUGUUGCAGAUAAAUACCCUGAAAAGAUUGCAGCUGCUGUUUUCCACAAUUCCCUUAUGCCAGAUAUCGAGCACAACCCUGCUUAUGUUGUGGAUAAGCUCUUGCAGGUCUUUCCUGACUGGAAAGACACCGUGUAUUCAGCCUACGAUAACAACGGCGAGAAUAUAACUGCAUUGAAUCUUGGCUUCGAACUUAUGAAGGAGAAUAUAUAUACUAACUGCCCUAUUGAGGAUUAUGUACUGGCAACCAAGUUGGUAAGGAAGGGAUCAUUGUUUCAAAAUAUUUUAGCUAAGAGAAAAUUCUUCACUAAGAAAGGUUACGGAUCAAUCAAGAGAAUUUAUGUGUAUAGCAAUGAAGACAAAAUAUUUUUACCAGAAUUUCAUCUCUGGCAGAUAGAAAAUUAUAAACCAGACAAGGUUUAUGUUGUCCCUGGUGGUGAUCAUAAGCUGAUGCUUUCAAAGCCUAUUGAGCUCUUUCAGAUUCUCAAUGAAGUGGCUAAUACAUAUGCUUGAAGUUGAAGCAUUUUCUAUUAUGAAUAUGGAAGCAACCAUAAAUAAAGUAUCUCACAAAUUAAUUGGGAAGUAAGUUGUACUAAAUUAAAAUAAAUUGUUUUGUGUUGCUUAUCCAUUUGUUUAAUUUUAUUAAUCUAUAAAUAAAAAUAUAGAGUAACGUUUCAAGUUUGGUUUGAGU
Hevea brasiliensis (rubber tree) is the source of this 1005-nucleotide messenger RNA. Its product is annotated as (S)-hydroxynitrile lyase-like. Lineage: Eukaryota; Viridiplantae; Streptophyta; Magnoliopsida; Malpighiales; Euphorbiaceae. The coding region runs from base 54 to 827 and encodes 257 amino acids. Gene Ontology annotation, molecular function: methyl salicylate esterase activity; methyl indole-3-acetate esterase activity; methyl jasmonate esterase activity. Gene Ontology annotation, biological process: jasmonic acid metabolic process; salicylic acid metabolic process. The transcript has 3 exons. The record is from RefSeq and is a predicted model, not a curated record.